Molecule: messenger RNA, 608 nt
Organism: Phanerochaete carnosa HHB-10118-sp
Lineage: Eukaryota; Fungi; Basidiomycota; Agaricomycetes; Polyporales; Phanerochaetaceae
Exons: 4
Coding region: 117-464 (115 amino acids)
Source: RefSeq, a predicted model, not a curated record
AGUAGUACCAUGUGCUUGUCGAGUCGCAGUGUGCAUAUAGGAUCCGCUCGGACCCAGGGACGGUUCGGCAUCCUCUGUCUACUACUCUGGUAGUGCUCACGGACACUGUUCGCACUAUGGCACAGACCAUGACAUCCGUCACCAUACGAAAGGAAAUUCGCGGAUUUCUGUGGAUGUUCUCAAUAGUGACUCUCGGCUUGAGCUGUGCACGGCUCCACUAUACACUCUACAACCCGCCCACAGACCCGCUGAACAGUAGCAAAAGCUACCACGAUCCUAUCGUUGUCGAGCUUAUCGUCACCUCGGCUUUGACCUAUGCCUGGACCACUCGGUUGCGACGCUAUUAUGAUGCCGAAAAGUACGAUCUGCCGAUCUUGUUCGCACUUUGGCUCGUCGGCGCAGUGUUCGCUACGGUAUUCCUCCCCGUGCUCUCGGUGGACGCUUCUCAGGCACUGACAUCGUAACUCCAGCUCCAGUGGGGGAACCUUACCUGGUGUUACAGCGACCAGUCCUGUCGCGUACUCACAGCUCUUGUCGCUUUCGUGUGGAUGAGCUGCAUAUUAAUUUUUGCUCUGCUUAUCAUCAGCUGGUUCCUGGUUCUUGUUGGU